AUGGCAGAGAAGACAGUCUCUGAACUCGCCGAAACCAACUCGGAAACCGCCGCCGCCGCCGAGGACAUGGAAGUAGAAGCCUCAGAGCCCGCCCCGGCCGAAAAACCCGAUGAGGGCACUAACGGCGAGGCUGAGGCGAACGCGAAACGGCUCAGGGAUGAGGAGGGGAGUGAAGGAAACGACGCCGUGGCGAAGAAGACGAAGGUGGAGAAGUCGCCGGAAGAGGAGCGGUUGGAGAAGUUGGGGGAAGGAAAAGAGUCGGGUCGGGUCAGCCUGGGCCCGAAGAGUUUCGGGUCGUCAGUGGAGAUGUUCGACUACUUCUACAAGUUGCUUCAUUAUUGGCCGACUGAUCUCAGUGUUAAUAAGUAUGAGCAUCUGGUUUUGCUGGACUUGCUUAAGAAGGGUCAUGCAGAGCCUGAUAAGAAGAUUGGUGGAGGGGUCCAUGCUUUCCAAGUUCGAACCCAUCCAUUGUAUAAAAGCAGGUGCUUCUUCCUCAUUAGGGAAGAUGAAGCUGUUGAUGAUUUUAGUUUCAGGAAGUGUGUGGAUCAGAUACUUCCCUUGCCAGAGAACAUGAAAGCACACUCUGACGCCAAUAAAGCCUUAGGAGGGAAAGGUGGCCGGGGUGGCGGCGGUGGAAGGGGAGGUUGGCGUGGCCGUGGAAGGGGUAAGCCGAGAAACUGA
Molecule: messenger RNA, 681 nt
Organism: Prunus armeniaca (apricot)
Lineage: Eukaryota; Viridiplantae; Streptophyta; Magnoliopsida; Rosales; Rosaceae
Source: the annotation of a GenBank genome assembly